AUGCCAUUCCAUUCGACCCUGUAUCAGAACGUCUUCCGUACAGGACUUAGCAAGACACUUGCCCACGGCUACGCACAAUCUGUCGUAGCUGCGACACAUCCCCAUGUUCUAAACUCACAGAACCGCCCCUCGUGGGCCCGGCGCAGCAGUCAUCGCGUCGGCAGGCUCUCGGGCCUGCAACUUCAGAGUGCUUUCCAUGUCUCAACUUCAGCGUCCGCGGCUGCUCCCCAAGAGCACCGCCCAGAGAGGCGAGGCAGCUUUGGUAAUCUAGACGCCUACUUUGAAGCUCUUCAAAAGAAGCAGGAGCAAGCCCAGGCUGCAGGCAAUGAAGAGGCCGCAGCAGAAGUCGAGCAGGAAUGGAUGCAGUUUCAGUUCCCGAAGCCCAUUGAGUGGAAGCCCACAGCCUCCUCCGUACUUCCUGAGUCGACAGCCGACGCCCUUUUGCCCAUAGAAGCAGCUCAGGAUGCCGCCGAGAACCAGCCUGUGCCUGUUGAUGCCGACGUGGCCUUGGCUCACAUCAACGCCGCAUUGGAGAAGGAGAUCGAAGUCCGAAGGUUACAAGAGGCUCUAGAGGAAGGUUCUCCGCUUCCAUCAAGAGCACCUACUCCACCAGUCGAGAUUGCCCAGUCAAGGUCCGGUACUCCAGAACGAUCAGCCACCCCAGUCAGCGUUGCCCGAAGUGCAUCUCCUCCGAUCGACCCUCAAUCUCAGACUUAUGCCGAUCAUCUCACGAAGCUUUCCGAGGAUGGUCGCCACGCAGAGAUUCCCGCGGUCUUUGAGGCCAUGCUUGUUGCUGACGUCAAGCCCAUUGCCAAGGCUUACAAUGCUUUGUUGACUGCAGCCAUCCACAUUCCCGUGGAGAAGGUUGAGGUUGUUUCCAAGGCGCUGGACGUGUAUGCCGAUAUGAUGAGGCGAAAGGUUCUCCCCAACAGCGACACCUAUAACAUCCUCGUAGAUCUGCUUGCCAGCAGAUGCCUGGAAGUUUCGAGCCUCAAGAAGGCCCUCGAGGACAAGUUGGCUCGGUUCGGUGGAAUGGAGGAGCCUGGCAAGUUCAUGUUUGCUUCAUCGGAACUUGAAUAUGCUAUUCUCUCCGAGGAUGAUCGUCUUGACUUGGCAGUCAGGCUGUUUGACUCCUCAGUCGAGUUCAGCAAAGCCAACUACUCGUCAGACACUUAUCAUCGACUGAUCUCAGCCUGCGCUCAGGCUGGCCGUGUAUCAGACAUGCUGCGCCUAUUUGAUCACAUGGAAAUCAGCGGCGCUAUUCCCUCGGCCGCCACCUUUCCUACCAUGAUCGCCGCUUUCGCCAAGGUCGGUGAUCUUCCAAGUGCAGUAGAGUGCUACAAUGAGUACAAGGAACUGGCUAUCUCUCACGAUAGUGGCAAAUACACUCUCAACGACCGCCUUGAUGCUCAGGUCUAUGCUGCUGUCAUCAACGCUUACGUCACAUCGGACAAGUUUGAUGGCGCUAUGAGGUUCUACGAGAGAAUCAUGGCUAGCUAUGGCGCAAAGUGUAGUGACAUCAAGGACGUUCUGGUCGGUUCAGGCUUUGUGCGCGGUCUCACUCAACGUGCUGUGUACCGUGAAGCACUCCAGUGGGCACAAACCAUUGACACAGACAUCAGAUUUGCGUCCAUGGCCAGCAUUGCAACCGCCGCCGCCGAUUCUGGUGAUAAGAUGACGGCGGUGGCUGCUUUUGCCAACCUCCCUUCUGCAUUCCGCGGAAUUGCCACCCCAGCCAUGGCACUGUUGGCACUCAGCGUUCGGGAAGGAGAUGUUGCCGCUGCUUCUAGCUACUGGCGUGUCCUGAGCAACCCUGAAGUCGAGGUCACUGCCACUCUCAUUGAGCCUGCCACCAUGUAUGCUAUCGCCAUGAUUGGCUCCGGCCAAGUUCUGGAAGGAUUGGUCGAGUCGGAGCGGAUGUUCCAACGCAUCCAGGCCACCGAGGCGCAGUCUCGCCCUCAGGUCACUGAUGAGAUCGAGGAGGCCUUGGACUUUGUGCAGAAGUUCAUGUCCGCUCGCGGUGUCGUCGAUCCUCGGGAGACGACUUCAGUUGCCAGUUAUGCUCAGACCUACUCGCCAUCUGCUUAUGAGUCGACACCAACCGUUUCAAGUUACGAGGACAACUUCGACCCCUACGCCCACAGCACCGACUUCAAGGGUUCUUCCAUCAUCUCCGAUGAGCUCGAAGGUGCCCACGGCCGCAAAGGGCCAAGAUUCAACGACGCUCUUGCCCGGUUCCGCAAUAUGCGCCGUGCUGGUCGUCACCCACGAUACAUCACAUAUGCCAAGCUUAUCUCUGCCGCUGCUCGCGAGAAGCGCAUGGAUCUGUGCCAUGACAUUCUUGCCAUGGCUCGGACCGAUGUUCCUCUCCUUCCGCAGUAUGCAGUUGUCCGCUAUGGCUGGUCCUCCAUCUUGGACGCAAUGGUUGGUGCUUGUUUGACUAUUGGUGACCGCACCCUGGCUGAGCAGUACCACCUCGAGCUUCUCGAGAUGGGAGCUGCUCCGUCUGCAAACACCUUUGGUCUUUACAUCACAAGCCUGAAGGAGUCGACCAAGACAUUUGAUGAGGCUACUGAAGCCGUCAAGAUUUUCCAUCGCGCCAAGGCUGAGGGUGUUGAGCCAUCUAGCUUCCUAUACAAUGCGCUCAUUGGAAAGCUUGGCAAGGCUAGACGCAUCGAUGACUGUCUGUUCUACUUUGCUGAGAUGCGCGCUCUCGGUAUUAAGCCUACGAGUGUCACCUACGGCACUGUUGUCAAUGCUCUCUGCCGUGUCAGUGAUGAGAAGUUUGCCGAGGAGCUGUUUGAUGAGAUGGAGGCCAUGCCGAACUACAAGGCUCGUCCCGCACCAUACAAUAGCAUGAUGCAGUUCUUCCUCUCAACAAAGCGUGACAAGAGCAAGGUCCUGUCCUACUACGAGAGGAUGAAGGCCAAGGGCAUUGCCCCCACCUCGCACACUUUCAAGCUGCUAGUAGAUACGCACGCUACUCUUGAGCCUGUCAACAUGACUGCCGCUGAGGCUGUCUUGGACAUGAUCCGCGCCUCUGGUCAGCAGCCUGACCCGGUUCACUAUGCUUCUCUAAUCCACGCUCGUGGCUGUGUGCUUCACGAUAUGGAUGGUGCUCGCAGGAUCUUCGACUCGGUAACUAGGGACCCUAGCAUCCCAUCGCAUCCCUGCAUUUUCCAGGCCUUGUUCGAGUCCAUGGUUGCCAACCACAACGUGGCCGACACUGAGAAAAUUCUUUCCAUGAUGCGAUCGCGCAGGGUGGAGAUGACGCCCUACAUUGCCAACACUUUGAUCCACGGCUGGGCGAACGAGAAGAACAUUGACAAGGCUCGUGCCGUGUACGGCCAAGUCAGCCGCGAGAAGCGUGAGCCUAGCACCUACGAGGCAAUGACUCGUGCCUAUCUCGCCGUGGAGCAACGUGAGCGGGCCAAGUCGGUUGUCACCGAGAUGCUUUCCCGUGGUUACCCUAGCGCUGUCGUCAACAAGGUUCUUGAACUUCUUGGAGGCGGCAACAGCGAGGAAGCUAUUGCAGCGUAA
This is a messenger RNA of Pestalotiopsis fici W106-1, 3540 nucleotides long. RefSeq lists its product as uncharacterized. NCBI's taxonomy places the organism in Eukaryota, Fungi, Ascomycota, Sordariomycetes, Amphisphaeriales, Sporocadaceae. The record is from RefSeq and is a predicted model, not a curated record. The transcript has a single exon. Bases 1 to 3540 code for a protein of 1179 amino acids. Gene Ontology annotation, molecular function: protein binding.